AUGUCUGAACCGUUAUCUUCCCCAAGAUAUGAAGUUAUUGAAACACCGAAAAAUAAUAACUUUGAUAUCAUCAUUGAAACUUCUGAAAUUGGUAUUAAAGUGAAUGGUGGAACUAAAAAAUCACAACGAAAUGCGAAACCGAAUCAAAAGAUCGUGCGUCUUACUUAUGUUCCGUUCCCUCCAAGAUUAACUGUAAAGGAUAUAAUAGAACCCAGAAAUUUAACUUGUGAUAAAAGGAAAGUACCGAAUAAAUUCUUUAUAUACAGAAAAUGGUACACCAUGUGUUUGGAGAGAGAAGAACAGAAAAAUGAUCAAACGUCAAUUUCUCCUUAUAUUUCUGAACAAUGGAGAAAUGAACCUCAAGAAGUUAAGGAUUAUUAUGCUGCCUUGUCUAAAAGUGCGUGUAAAUUGUUCAAAAUAAGAUACGGAAAAGAAGGAUUUAAAGCCAAUACUCCAAAAAAACCACGAAACGAAAACACCGAAGACACAAAUAAAAAUGAUAAAUCACGAAGAAAAAAAUUAACUGCAGUAAAACCUAAUAUUAAGAAAGAAAAUCUUGAUUCAACUGGUGUGUUUGAACCUCUACAUCAACAGCAACUACAUCAACAACAGCCACAUCAACAACCUCAACCAUAUCAACCUCAACCACAUCAACAACCUCAACCAUAUCAAUUUCAACCACAUCAACCACAUCAACCACAUUUAUCAGCUUAUGGAUUUUCUGAUGUUCAUGCUCAGCCUUUACGAUUGGAAGAUAUGUGGCUUGGGCAACAAUAUUUGCAACAACCUUUAAUUGUCUAUUCAUUUUCUGAAUCUUCAUCUCCUAGAUAUCAAACAUCAGAACAGUCAUUUGAUAUGGAGAUAGAUGAUUUUCCGGAAUCUCCGGAAUUUCCGGAACUUCUUGAUGCUACCACUGUGUUUGAAGGGCAAGCAAAUGAUGGUUUGUCUGAGUUUAGUUUGUUUGAUGAAGGGCAAGUAAUUGGAUAUAAUUAA
Diversispora eburnea is the source of this 993-nucleotide messenger RNA. The record is from the annotation of a GenBank genome assembly. Lineage: Eukaryota; Fungi; Glomeromycota; Glomeromycetes; Diversisporales; Diversisporaceae.